AUGGCUAUCUCUACGGUAGCCUUGAAAUUAGAGUCAGCGGCCUUGAUGUCACCGCACCGAAUCCCAUUUAGCUGGCCUAUACCGACCAUGGUAUUGUUAGUGUCUGAAAAACUUGGUAUUACCGUUCUAAAUAGGGAUAUUUUAACAGUACUGACAAGUAAGGAAUUUUUUUUAUCUUUUUAUUCAGAUCAAUACACUGACAUGUCUGAGCCAGCCUGGAAACGUUUGGGUCUGAAGAUUAAAGAAACCGUGGAAAAUGAUCCUCUGGGAAUCACAAAGGUGAACAUUCUCAAGAAACGAAAAGCCGAGGCUGGGCCGGACACAGAGAAGAAGCCUCCCAAGAGGAAGAAGCUACCCAAAAACGAGCGCCCACCGCCGCCAGAAAAGGACCAGCUGAAGUAUCUUCGACAAUACCACGAAGAACGUGCGAACUGGAAAUUCUCCAAGGCGAAACAGACCUGGAUUCUCAAAAACCUCAAGAGCAUUCCUCACGAGUAUGACGAAGCUCUGAAAGCGUACAUUGCCAGCAUUCAAGGCGGAUCAAGAGACCGUGUGAGAGACCAGAUGAUGGCUGUGGUUGAUAAAUGGAACAGUGCUGCUCGGAAGGCUCUUGAAGACAUGCAGAAGGCUUCAGAGGGGGCCGAGGAGAGCGAGAAAAAGGAGGAAGAGAAGGACGAGAAGGACGAGGAGGACGGGAACGAGGAAGCGAAAGGCGACACCAAGGAGAAAGAGGAAAAGAAGGAUGCUGCGGAGGACAUUCCAGAGUUUGACUUUGUGAUGCGUGCCAAGGCGCUGGUCGAGGUUAUCACCAACGAGCAGGUUUUGGUUGAGGGAAUGGCCGAGGAGAGUGUCGAAGAUGGCGACAAGCAGCAGUCUGGCGGACAGAAGGAGGCAGAGCGGGUGCAUCCGAUGAUAGUGGAGGAGGUGGAUGUUCAGGAAUACGUUGGGGACGAGGACGAGCAGCUGGAGGUGAGUGCGAAAAGCGAGAACCACAGAGCUGUCGAAGAGGCCAACGGAAAACACAAAGACAAGGCCAGAAAGGCCAAGAAGACGAAGAAAGAUAAGAAGGCCAAGAAGGACAAGAAAGACAAGAUCAAGGAGGAAGCACAGUAA
Messenger RNA from Ogataea haglerorum, 1113 nucleotides. RefSeq lists its product as uncharacterized. The record is from RefSeq and is a predicted model, not a curated record. The coding region runs from base 1 to 1113 and encodes 370 amino acids. The transcript is spliced from 2 exons. NCBI's taxonomy places the organism in Eukaryota, Fungi, Ascomycota, Pichiomycetes, Pichiales, Pichiaceae.